Messenger RNA from Pelecanus crispus (Dalmatian pelican), 1438 nucleotides. The record is from RefSeq and is a predicted model, not a curated record. Lineage: Eukaryota; Metazoa; Chordata; Aves; Pelecaniformes; Pelecanidae.
CUAUUACGCAAAGCUACGUCAGCAGGAGAUAGAGCGCGAGAGGGAGUUGGCCGAGAAGUACAGGGAUCGAGCCAAGGAGAGGAGAGAUGGCGUGAACAAGGACUACGAGGAAACAGAGCUGAUCAGCACAACUGCCAACUACAGGGCUGUGGGGCCGACAGCAGAGGCGGAUAAAUCAGCUGCGGAGAAGAGGAGACAGUUGAUCCAGGAGUCUAAGUUCUUGGGUGGUGACAUGGAGCACACUCACUUGGUGAAAGGUCUGGACUUCGCACUGUUGCAGAAGGUACGGGCUGAGAUUGCCAGCAAAGAGAAGGAAGAGGAGGAAAUGAUGGAGAAGCCACAGAAAGAAACUAAGAAAGAUGAAGAUCCUGAGAACAAAAUUGAAUUUAAGACCCGGCUGGGUCGUAAUAUCUACCGCAUUCUGUUCAAGAACAAGGCCUACGAGCGGAACGAGCUGUUCCUACCAGGGAGAAUGGCCUACGUUGUAGAUCUGGACGAUGAAUAUGCCGACACCGAUAUCCCAACCACACUGAUCCGGAGCAAGGCUGACUGCCCCACCAUGGAGGCACAGACCACACUGACCACCAAUGACAUUGUCAUCAGCAAACUGACGCAGAUCCUCUCCUAUCUCAGGCAAGGGACCCGCAACAAGAAACUCAAGAAGAAAGACAAAGGGAAGCUGGAUGAGAAGAAGCCCCCUGAAGCUGAUAUGAACAUCUUUGAAGACAUUGGCGAUUAUGUACCCUCCACUGCAAAGAUGCCACGGGAGAAGGAGCGGGAGAGGUACCGUGAGAGAGAGCGUGACAGGGACCGGGAGCGUGACAGGGACCGGGAGCGUGACAGGGACCGGGAGCGGGAGAGGGACAGGGAGCGUGACCGUGAGCGGGAGGAGGAAAAGAAGAGGCACAGCUACUUUGAGAAGCCCAAGGCUGAUGAUGAGCCCACAGACAUCGAGAAAGGACCCGGCUCAGCCAAGGAGCUCAUCAAGUCCAUCAAUGAGAAGUUUGCUGGAGCUGCUGGCUGGGAAGGAGCAGAGUCAUUGAAGAAGCCAGAAGAUAAGAAGCAGCUGGGGGACUUCUUUGGCAUGUCAAACAGCUACGCCGAGUGCUACCCUGCUACAAUGGAUGAUAUGGCUGUGGACAGUGAUGAAGAGGUGGACUACAGCAAAAUGGAUCAGGGUAACAAGAAAGGACCUCUGGGCCGCUGGGAUUUCGACACCCAGGAGGAGUACAGCGAAUAUAUGAACAACAAAGAGGCUCUGCCCAAGGCAGCCUUCCAGUAUGGGAUCAAGAUGUCUGAGGGACGCAAAACCCGUCGCUUCAAGGAGACAAAUGACAAGGCAGAGCUGGAUCGGCAGUGGAAGAAGAUCAGUGCGAUCAUUGAGAAGAGGAAAAAGUUGGAGGCUGAUGGGGUUGAGGUGAAACGUCCCAAGUACUGA